AUGAAGCAGUCACUGGCAGCUGAGUACUGUCGUAGAAAUAUUUGACUGAAAAGUAGUCAAUUUAAAGAUAUUUCUCAAGAGACCGGAGCUUGUGAAUCCAAGAAUUAGACUUUAUUGCAUAAUAAAGCCGAGCUUGCUCCAUGGAACAACUGUCUCUCUUUUGCUUAGAGAUCUCUUAUAUAACACACAAAUGCACAGUCAUGUAUACAUAGCUUACAAAGCUACUCCCCUUAAGAUCACUGAUUAACUUCUUUAACUGCCACGCCACUAUUAUCUUUCAAAGUCCAACAACACAUGUUGUUUACUCCAAAAGACCAUGUGCGCUUUUCCAUAUGGCCUCUUCCCCUUAUCUCAUUAUAUUGGUGACGUGGCUCAGACACUUUUAAAAAUAAAAUGCAUACAUUCAUUAAAGCAUGUUUACACAUUAUAUUGACUAUAUUCCUUAUUUAAACAUGCAUCUGGACUUAUAAAAUGUCAAUCAUGUUUACUAUAUUUUAUCUUUGACAUUUCCCAACAUUUUCCUUAAUGAUACAUAAAAUAUUACCAUAGUACGAAAAGGGAGGAGACAUCAAAGAAAGACUCAGAUCUCUUCCAUUCAAGCCUCACGAUGAGAUGUUCACCAGUCUGUUUGGCUGUGGGAAGCAAUGUCCCUUCUGUGGUGUACCUUGUGAAGCAGGGGGGAUAGAGCACAACAAACACCAUUCCUCCAUUCACCGUUCACAAGGUAUCUGUGGUUAUCGGAAUAAUUAUUCAAAGAAAUUAGUAAUUGAGAUAUGUUCAUCUCUUGUGGUUAGUUGCAAAGCAACAUUCUCCAACGCUGUGACUGGAGGAAAGUUUCACCCCUACAAGGACUACCAGACAUAUUACCCUGACUGGAUCAUAACUGGUGAUGCCAGCGUGGAGGUGUCAGACUACUGGAAGUAUGUGAUGGCCACAUUCCAUGAGAGAAUCGCUAAAGAAGUAAAUGCACUUCCUGCUGAUAUCCCAGGGGACUGGAAGGCAUUAACACCUGAUGAUACAAUGAGAAGCUUAAAAAUGUCAUUCAACAUGAAAUGA
This is a messenger RNA of Coregonus sp. 'balchen', 1056 nucleotides long. Lineage: Eukaryota; Metazoa; Chordata; Actinopteri; Salmoniformes; Salmonidae. The record is from the annotation of a GenBank genome assembly.